UUUGAGCGCCUACCGUUCUUUUCCCCUCGGUCUGGUAGAGUGGCCGGGGGUUACCCUGUGGCCUACUGCUAGGGUAGGCUCGACGCCAAUCUCGGUGCUAGAUUCUGUACCAGGGUCCUGCCUGAUUCUUAGGGGAGCGGGUACUCCGGCAGACCACUGAGCUUACACGGGUGCCCUAGUCGUCGCCUUCUAGUAUGUUGCGCCCUACAGGCAUCCUUGCUAGUCGUCGGGCGGUACUGCGACGGGGUAUGCCUGCGGGCGAGCUGGUGAUGCUUGACCACAUCUAUCCUGACUUUGUGCGGCUCGGGAUCUUGCUUCCUCCGGUCGUCGAGGUACGUGUAAUCCUUGGAUUUCAUGCACGCGUUUUUUUACUCUUUUGUUGUGUUCUGACUUGUUGUUUGUCUGUGUUGCGGCCUGGGCCUACUGAUCUCGGCGGUUGGGUGCCGCCUGAUUGCAUGAUCCAUUAUACCACAGCGGGCGGGUCUAGGAUCAUGGAGGAGGUGCUUGUGAUCCCUGAUGAGGAGGGAUCUCACCCGUUGGUCCCUGCGGACGUUCCUAUGGUGCCUGCUAGGGUGGUCAACCAGGUAGUGCGCGUAGUUAACCAGCUAAAGGUCGCGUUGUCCUCGGCUCGGGCGGCUCUUUCCUGCAGCAACCCGAACUCGACUCAGACUGUCGUCUCGCAGGCCCAUAUGCAGGAGACGGUGCGAACUCCUCGGAGGGAUCGACAUUCUUUUGAGGGCGAUCGUGGCGCUUCCGAAUCGAAUGCUAGACCGCGCUUUUCAGAUGCUGGUCUGGGUCAGAGAGCUGUGCCGCCACCAACUGGGCCUAGGAGGAGUUACACUGGGCCAUUUGGGGUGCCACAGUCUCAGAUGGGUUGACAGGCUCCUUCUUUUCCGCCAUUCCAGACUAGUUGCCAGCCUCAGCCGUUUCAGCAGCCCUUCCGUGCUGGGUGGGUGCCCGCGCCGCAGACGCAGAGUUAGGAUUCCUCUCAGUUCGAGACCCUGUUUGAUGGUCGAUCUGCACGAUUCGCAAGGUGCUGACACGAGUGGUGGUGCCCAUGGCGAUGAGGAUGGGCCUCAGUAGGCCGUAUACAUGCAUUUGCUAGUUUGGACAUGUAUUAUUUUUCGUAUCGUGCU
Spinacia oleracea (spinach) is the source of this 1136-nucleotide messenger RNA. RefSeq lists its product as uncharacterized. The transcript has 3 exons. The coding region runs from base 195 to 878 and encodes 227 amino acids. NCBI's taxonomy places the organism in Eukaryota, Viridiplantae, Streptophyta, Magnoliopsida, Caryophyllales, Amaranthaceae. The record is from RefSeq and is a predicted model, not a curated record.